CGAUGAUGGGCUUUUCUUCGUGGGGUGAUUGAUCGAAUCCGUUGCCCCUCCUACAUACCGUAAAUAUCAAGUUUCGAAGGUUCAGGAUAUGAGAACCUCGAUUGGGGACACUGUUCGGUUGCAGCAUCACACGGCUUCUUGACAAUUGAACGUUUCAUCGAGUUGCCUAGCACAGCUACUCGGCUUCCAGUACUCCAAUGGCCAAGACACACCAAGACAAACCUGACAAAUGCUAUUUUUUCGAGAUAGUGCAGUAUUUCUGCGAAAUGGAGCAAAAGCAACACGGUGUCACUCCUCAUUGCUUCCCGACUCCUCGUCUAUUCAAGAUGUGCCCUGACCGUCCAGCGGUCGAGAUAACAAACAUCGCUAAAAUCAACAUGCAAACAGGGGAAAUCGGCAUGCCAGAGGGGAGAGACGAUCUCCCCGAAGGCAAGCUUUGGCGGGAAGUCCGUACCCACAAGGGUGGUUGACGGACUUUCGCCAGCGAGGAACAUUCUCACCAGUUUAUGCAUGGUGUUAGUGGGAAACGGUAAUAUUGGAGCACAGCACGCAACAACUACAAUGCUCGAUGAAUAUACGCCAUUGCAUCAGACUCCCAGCCAUACAGUGCCGAAGUACGCAACUUCACUUAACAAAUACAAGGAGGCCCUUGAUGGAUAAACUAUGAUGGAUAAGGCAAACUGAGGCGGUCUCUAGACGUCUUU
Molecule: messenger RNA, 704 nt
Organism: Pisolithus orientalis
Lineage: Eukaryota; Fungi; Basidiomycota; Agaricomycetes; Boletales; Pisolithaceae
Exons: 8
Coding region: 198-470 (90 amino acids)
Cellular component (GO): mitochondrial inner membrane peptidase complex
Source: RefSeq, a predicted model, not a curated record